Porites evermanni is the source of this 2497-nucleotide messenger RNA. The record is from the annotation of a GenBank genome assembly. NCBI's taxonomy places the organism in Eukaryota, Metazoa, Cnidaria, Anthozoa, Scleractinia, Poritidae.
AUUGGUGUACACGACCAAGAUACAACUGACACAUCGAGGUACAGUUUAGAGCAGAAUUGAGUCGUUAAAUUUGGGGUUGACUCUUUCGUUCGAAGUUACCUCGGAGGCCUAAGCGUUGGGAGUGUAAGAGAAAAAAAAGAAAACAUUAAGAAAAGCUUCUAAACAACGCUUAACAAUUAGAUACCAUUUAGUGAGACUGAAAGAGAGAGUCUGAGUAUUAGUACAACAUUUUUAAAUUAUUAGUUUGUGUACGUAAUGUAGUGUUCACACCAACUUCUUGAAAUCAGCCCCGGCCGAUGUGAUACAUGGUCAGGGCAUCAAUGAACAAGAGAUCUAGGGACAAAAUUUCAACCCGAAAUUCUGUACUAACAAGCAAAACUUGCAUGAUCCCGUAGUUAGUGAUAGCUAAGGCUAUGUUCUCAGUAUACCGGAUCAAUAAACCCAUACGUGAUAGGGCAUCGGUUGACAUAUAAGAAGGUUAUUUCGGCGAGAUUUCUGCAACGGAGCGAAGCUGCCUCGCGCCGAUCUCUAAAGUGGAGAGUCACAUAUGAUCGGAUAGACUACGAGCAGUAUCUCUUUUUCUUGUAGUCCGUCGACCAAAACGCGAGACACGCAAAUGGCCACGGGCGUGACUUAAGGCGCGAGACGGGAGAGGCACGAAAAAGAGAGAAUCUUUUUUUUUUCUUCUCGGUCUGCCCUCCUCGUUUCGCACGUCUCGUGGCUUCGCCGCUCCCGUGCGCGUGCACUGCUCUCACUAAAUCUGAAGAAAAAGAGAGACUGCUCGCAGUCUACAUAUCGGAUAGGUGUUCGUACUUUACCGAAUAGCUUUUCGUGUCGGUAUGAAGAGCUAUCUGGAAGCCUGCGAGCAAGCUCUCGUUUCACUCGCCCAAAUAGGAGAGCUUAUUCUUGCUCGCAGGCUAGCUAUCUAGUAGAGUGUGAACAUUACCUAAAGGUCGCCAUUGAAGGAUUUCAUUUCUAAGAGUGAACAGGUUCAAGUUGGUUCAGUUUUCAGGUUUUUGCCGUUCCUUUCCCCACAGUUCUAGUAAAGGCUUUUAUUGUUUUGCACAUGCACACGGUUUCUUCCUUUCCCACGCCAUAAUAAGGGCUUUAGUCUAUUUUAAAUCAGUUUGUUUUGUCGUCGCGUCGAAUGCCUGUAAUUAAUUUUAUAUUUUUGGUGUUUUGCAGUUUCGCCAGCACAAAAGCCAUGCGUGCAUAUUCUGACAGUAGUGAUCUACAUAGUUCUUACCCCUGGGAAAGGGAAAAGCGAGACGACUUCUAUCGCGGAUGGGGUACGGAAAAAUGGAACAAAGACUUCUCCAAGGACAAAGCGCAGAUGAUGAAUGGACCAACCACAAAACGCUCGCCUUGCAAAAAGUACAUAUCUGUUGUUUCAGAGGGUAACUAUUUCAUAGCCUCAAAAGCGCCGCUUCCGGACCGAAUCGAGCUUCGAAUGUGUGGUACGGCAGGUGUAUCGCAGAAGCAUCGCUCGGUUUCCAUUCCAGACCUGUACCGCAUCAAGAUGAAGCCAAUUCCGGAGGCAGUGGAGGACAUAGUGGAUGCUGUGUGUCGCGAAGAUGUCCAGUCGGAAGGUUUAUGUCCCAUACAUGAUCAUCACUCACCAAGAAACAGUGAUUUAAAAGAGAUGUACGUCUCGCAGUACACGCACCAUUUCGACCCCACCGAGCCUCGUUCACAUAUUGCUGGAUGGAAGGUCGACAUUGAACCCAACGGCAUUCCACAUCGUCGGUCUCGAAUGUGCGUUCUUAACAAUCCUGUCGUGUCGGGAUCGAGAAAGAGACCCGAACGCCCAAAAUCUGCACCUCCUACUUUGGCUUAUGAGUUCGACCUGCUCGAACAGAGCAUCGAAGAUGACAGACUUUCGUCUGCUACCCUUCCCACAUUUCAUCGGGGUUAUCCUGAAUCUGUUCAAAGUACCGAUGACUUAUCGACCCGUCUUAAAGAUCUGAUUGUGGACUCCGCGCCGCCAGAAUUCAUCAACGAUGAUAGUUCAUUCGGCUACGAUCCAAGCGAUGAUACGUCGGAGACAUCUUCGGCGUUUAACCAAGACCCAUACAAAAAGAGAGAUCCCGCCAAAUUUAACUACAGUCGCCCAAGGUUGAUUCGACUCUCCGCUGACUUUCCUGGCGUAAGAAACUUGGAAAAAAUGCGCCGAAAACGGCAAAGCAUGGGUUCAUCAUCAACUGGUUCCAUGUCAUCUCCNUCGGCGUUUAACCAAGACCCAUACAAAAAGGGAGAUCCCGCCAAAUUUAACUACAGUCGCCCAAGGUUGAUUCGACUCUCCGCUGACUUUCCUGGCGUAAGAAACUUGGAAAAAAUGCGCCGAAAACGGCAAAGCAUGGGUUCAUCAUCAACUGGUUCCAUGUCAUCUCCCUCUCCUUCUCCGAGGUCGGCUGGUGAGUAUGGAUUUUUCGUGGCGCUUACAUCAAAGGAUCAAAUCCCUCAACAGAGGCAUGGAAGAUACUAUUCCAUGACGUAA